AAUUUUCAUAAUAUAAUAACCAAAAUGCCCUGUUUGUAAAACUUAAAAUUAGAGAGAAUAUUGAGAAGGAGCCAUAGGAUAUAGGAAAAGAGGGGCUCCUGAGGCCUGGGUAUGAGUUUGAAUUCUUCCAAGAAUCAUCUGGGUGAUCCUGGCACAGUCCCAUAAAGCUGUCUGUGUUGCAGAUCCCCCGUCUAUGAUAUGAAGUGCCCUCCAGCCCUUCUUUCCUGUGGUGUGUGACUGUUUAUUUCCGUUUAUGUUUCCUUUUGCUAUCUUCUGCAUAUUUUUGUUUUUGGAGGGUUUUGUUGCCUUUUUUCUGAUCUGCAGUUGUAGUUGGUAUAUAAUCUGACUGUUUCAGUUUUGAAAGCAUUCAUAAUCCCAAGGAAGGCUGAUUAGAAUACAGAGGCCUAGGAAGAAAGUACCAGGAGUUAUUGAAGAAAGUCGUUAGGUUUAUUCUCGUUGUCCUUCAGGGAUCUAGAGUUUGGACAUUUGUGUUAAAUGAUGUCAGAUGGUGGUUGGUGAAGAAGGAACACGUGGCCCCUGAGAGGUCUCUGGAUAGUUGCAGGGUAAUAGUUAAUGUGUGUUAUGCCUGUGCUACGCAAAAAUGAUAAACACCUGAUCCCCAGUGCCAUGAUUCUAGAGCAAAAGAUAGACCUUCCAUGCUUAGGAACCCCUCAGUGAGUGUUGCUCAAACUUCCCCAAACCUGCACGAGUAAAGAACGAGUCCUCCUCUUCCCUGGGCUGCCAGUCUGUAUCCUCGGAGUGUCUGAGAGGUGUUGGCAUGAGUUUGUAGAGGCCCGGAGCAGUCAGAUGUAGAGUGGGCCUAGGUGUUUUCUAGGUCUGUACUAUAGCUUGGGUUGGGAAACGGUGUCUUCCUCUCUGCCAGUCCAGGGGGCAGCACUGUUUGUAGCUUCUGGACCCUCUUUAGCCCCAGCUGUUCUUAGCAGAUGUGAGGGGUGCCCUUGGUGACCCCCUCUUCCUAUCACUUGAACCUACUAGAGAGCAACCAGUGCUCUCCUUUGCUUGAGCUGGCCCUUACCAGCAAAGUUAACGUAGAAAGAAUAUUUGCGGAGGAGUUGGAAGAUUUACGUUUUAGUCCUGGGUCUGCCACUAAUGCUGUGUCACCUGGGGCACUCACAUCACCUAAGAACAUUUCUAGAGAGCUUUUCACUUUCUAAAUUGCCUUCCUUACUACAACGCUGUGUAUUGUUAUUGCCAUUUUAAGGCUAAGGACGCUGAGGCUGAGGAUGUUUUCCAUACCACACAUGCAGCAGUUGAGCCCUCUGCUGUGGUUCCCUUAUAGUUUAUAGCUGUCAUCCAAAGGAACUUGACUCUUUUAAAAUGUUUUUUUUUAGAAUUUAAAGCUUUAGUGUGGUUUUGUCACUGGGAGAAGCAAGGAUCUCAGGUCUUUGUAGCAAGAGAGCCCAAGGCCAAGGUUGAUCUCACUCAUGGCUCUUUUCACCUUCCUUAGCUCCAUCUGCUCUGUAGGUCCUUCUCCUUCCCCACAAGGGGCACACAGGAGACCAGGUGAUGGCGGCUGCCCUCCUGACAGCCAGGCCUCAGGAGUUGGUGACAUUUGAGGAUGUGGCUGUGUAUCUCUCAAAGGAGGAAUGGGGGCUUCUGGACCCUGCUCAGAGGAGGCUCUACAGGGACGUGAUGCUGGAGAAUUAUGGGAAUGUGGCCUCGUUGGGACUUCCAGUUUCCAAACCUGACUUGAUAUCCCAGCUGGAACGAACGGAUCUACCAUUGGUCCCACGUCUGCCCCAGACUGAGAUUGAAGACCUCUUUGAUGAGAAAUUAGAUAUUACCUUCAUUAUGUCUUCCAAACGUCCAUCUGACAGUAGUGGCCCUUCAGAGAAAAAAGCCCAGCGCAAAUCUAUCUCUUUGGGAAAGAAAGUGGAGAUAAUCAAACGAGUAGAAGCUGGAGAGAUGAAGAGUGAGGUGGCCCGUUCAUUUGGCUUGGCACAGUCAACCUUAAAAUCCAUUUUAAACCAAGCCGAUAGAGUGAAGGCUUCCGUGCACAAUUCCAGUAAUCUCACUGCUGCCAAAGUGACCCGAAUCCGAAGUAGUGUCAUGGAGAAAAUGGAGAACAUGUUAAGCAUUUGGGUAGACAACAUGAUGCAACAUCACAUGCCGCUGAGCCAGGCGUUGAUAAUGCAGAAGGCUCUGAGUUUAUUUGAUCAUUUGAAAGCGCAGGCAGGUGAAGAAUCCAGCAAAACGUUUGUGGCUUCCCGUGGAUGGUUUGAGAAGUUCAAAAAGCGAAAUAAGAUUAAUAGCAUUCGCCUCAUGGGGGAAUCUUCCAGUGCUGAUAUUAAGGCAGCAGCAGAAUUUCCUGCAGUGCUCAAGGCUGUUGUUGAGAGAGGGAACUAUUCUCCAAAUUUAGUUUUUAAUGUGAGUGAGACCGGGCUAUUCUGGAAACGCUUGCCUUCCAGAGCCCUCUCCCAAGAAGAGAAGGAUGCUGCUGGCUUUAAGGCUGCUAAAGACCGUCUGACCAUUCUGCUAGGCAGCAAUGCGUCAGGAAACAUUAAGUUGAAGCCUCUCCUUGUCUACCAUUCCGAGACUCCUAAACACAUGAGAGGUUUUUCUAAACUUAAUCUGCCUGUGAUCUGGAAAUCCAACAGGAAGGCCUGGGUGACGGUGGACAUGUUUAAUGACUGGAUUGUUAAUCAUUUUUGUCCUAUGGUUCAGUGUUAUUGUACAGAGUAUGGUUUUGAACCCAAAGCAUUAUUGGUCUUGGACAGUUCCAUGGGCAGCCUGUCCAGUUUUGACUCACUUCAGACCUGUAUUCCCAUCGAGGUCUUGUUUCUUCCCCCAAACACAGCCUCACUUCUGCAGCCCAUGGACCAGGGUGUCUUUGCAGUGUUUAAAGCUUACUACCUGAGGUGCACUUUUAGUCAGCUGCUGGAGGUUAACAGGAAUAAUAAGCAACUUCCAAUUGGGGAAAUUUGGAAGGAUUACAACAUUAUGAAGGCAAUUGACAAUAUCAAAAUAGCCUGGGCAGAAGUGAAUAGUCUUUGCCUAAGUGGUGUUUGGCGAAAGGUGUGGCCCGAUUUAGCAAAUGCUUUCUUUGAGGUAGAGUCAGAAAUUUUGGCCAUUACCACAGAGGUUGCCCAUGUGGCAAAGCUAGUAGGCUUUGAGGAGGUCACCCUUGAUGCCGUGCAAGAGCUGUUGGAUAACUCUGGAGACACGACGAAUGAAGACUUACAGGAGUCACCUGAGCAGUGCUUCACGGAGGAAGAAGUCGACACCAGUGAGGACAGCAGGGAAGCAGGCCCCGAGCGAAUGUUGACGACAGAGGUUCUGUCUAACUGCUUGGCCGAAGUCUCACACGCACUGGAGGUUUUGUCAGAGAACGAUCCUGACUGUGAACGAAGCUGUUCAGUGAAGCGUACGGUUUUACAGGCUUUGGACUGCUACUCAGAGAUGCUUCAGGACAGAAAGAAGGCACGCCCGGCUAGCUUGGAAGUCUUCCUAAUGAAACCUAGCCCUGAGCCAGAAGAGUCACAGCCAGGUCCAUCUGUUGCCCUGUGCAGCUCAUGGCCUCUCAGCUAAAUACUCCUGCCAAUGCAGGGAGACAAGGCCAGAGUAAAAGCUGCUCUGUUGAAUUUGUGUGUGUGGGUGGGUGUUUUGUGAGUUGUACAUUUUCAAAGUCUACGUUAAAUUUAAAACCUUGUGUUAAUGUGCUUUUGUAUAGCACAUGUUGUUUUGGAAUUAAAUGACAUUGGCAUAUCAUAAUUCCCCCUUGUGACAAUCUGAAACACAUGCCUAAAUUCUGGGAUAGGAUACUAUCUAUGUACAGAGCUGUAUAAACUGAAAUUUUCCCUGGCCUUCUAGGCUAAAACUUUUGCUCCUAGAGGGUGUGGUUGGUUGCUGAGACCUGUAAUUCAGGCUUUUUUCCCAAAUGGACAGUGGUCUUAGAAACUGAGAUUAGCCCACUUAGGAAAACUGAAUUAUACUAUUUUUCUAGCUAUACAUAAAGACUAUGAGAAAAGAGACCAUUUUCAGGGUUGGGGAAGGGUGGGGUGUGGUGGGGACUAGGCCUGUGAGCAUAUUGGGUCUAGGGAACUCCCUCUACUAAUGUCAAGUGACUUGCCCGAGAUCACACAAGCCAGUAUGUGCCAAAGGUAAAAUUAGAACCCAGGGCUUCUAGAGGCUUUAAGGCCAGUUCUCUAUCCACUGGCAUCAUUUGAAGCAAGAUAACCACUGGCAUCUUGAUAUAAUAGGUACUUGAAUAAGCUUCAACUAGAUUUCUCUUACUUUUAGUCACUUUAACAAAAAUUUUGAAUAUCCCUAUCCUCCUCUGGAAAACCCUCUAACUUCCAAGUACCUCUUUAGGGCUCUGAGCCAAGUACCUCAUUUGUUCAUUGAUUGAAUAUACAGUGACUGAGUGCUUUUGCAUCUCUUGCAAUUCCUUUGAGCUUCCAGAGUCACCUGUGGAAAGCGGUUGUGGGAGCAAAAUUGUCUCUCCUUUCCGUGGGUCAUAUCCACUGAAGACUCAAAUGGUGGUUCUGCCACCCUAAUUACCAUGAAUUGUAUAUUCCUUGAGUUGGGGAGAAAUUGAUCAAAGAGCAAAGUGUGGGAUACCUGCUAGGUCCUCCUUGGAUUUCAGCUUUUAAUGCCCCCUCCAUUCUGUGGGAGCUCUGGGUGGCCUUAAGGAUUCUUUAUGUAAGAGUAUUGAAUUAUCAAGCUCCUUUGCUGGGAAAAACAUUUGCCUAUCACCUGGCUGCCCCGAUAGCCACUCUUCAAAUAAUCAUUUUCUGUGGAAUAUCAGACAUUGCUAAGUAGCAACAUUUUUCCAUUGCCUCGAAAGUUUGUGUCUCCAGCAAUGGCAUUUCAAGCUUUGUCACAGUGUAUUAAAAGCCUAUUAAUUGGCAUUAUGUGGUAUGAGAAGAUGCGGAUUUGAGGCCAGGUUCCACCACUUGUUAUGGAUUGCCAUUGAUGUUAUAUAGCCUUUUCAGUCCUUGGUGUCUUGACUGUUAAAAUAGGAAUAUUACUUGUCCAACCUACCUCACACUUUGAAAAUGAACAUGUAGAAAUGUGAGCUGCUAUUGUUACUGUACCUUAAAAGUUCAAAUCCAAUAAAUCAAUAAACAAGCCUUUGUUAAGCACCCA
Phascolarctos cinereus (koala) is the source of this 5109-nucleotide messenger RNA. The record is from RefSeq and is a predicted model, not a curated record. Lineage: Eukaryota; Metazoa; Chordata; Mammalia; Diprotodontia; Phascolarctidae.